CGUCAUCACGCCGCGCCCCAGCAGCGGCAGCGGCAGGGAAGAUGUCGGACGUGGUGACGGUCGGGGUGAACCUGGAGGCUUUCUCCCAGGCCAUCAGCGGCAUCCAGGCGCUGCGCUCCAGCGUCAGCCGCGUGUUCGAGUCCCUGAAGGACGGCAUGAAGAACCGCGAGAGCCUGGAGGGCCGCGAGAAGCACUUCAUCUCCGACUUCCAGGACCACCUGCAGGCCGUCAACCGGGACCUCAAUGAGUUGGAGCGUCUCAGUGGUCUGGUGGGACGUCCCUCAGAGUCUCAUCCUCUGCAUAACAGCGGCCUGCUGAGUCUGGACCCGGUCCAGGACAAGACGCCCCUGUACUCACAGCUGCUGCAGGCCUACAAGUGGUCCAACAAGCUUCAGUAUCAUGCUGGUCUAGCCUCCAGUUUGUUGAACCAGCAGUCACUCAAACGAUCAGCCAAUCAGAUGGGAGCAUCAGCCAAGAGGCGGCCCAAAGUCCAGCCCAGCACGCUGGUCCUGCCCCCACAGUAUGUGGAUGAUGUCAUCUCUCGGAUCGGCAGGAUGUUUCCUGACAUGUCCAUUGAGCUGUUCAGACCCAAUGGGACGUCUGCUGUGCUGCUGGUGACGUUGGGGAAGGUGUUGAAGGCGAUCGUCGUGAUGCGUUCACUGUUCAUCGACAGGACAAUCGUUCGGGGUUUUAACGAGAACGUUUACAACGAGGACGGAAAGCUAGACAUCUGGACCAAGUCACAGUACCAGGUGUUUCAGAAGGUAACAGACCACGCCACCACAGCUUUGCUGCACUACCAGCUGCCUCAGAUGCCUGAUGUCGUCGUUCGGUCCUUCAUGACCUGGUUGCGGAGCUACAUUAAGCUCUUCCAGUCGUCCUGUCAGCGCUGCGGCCGCUUCCUGCAGGACGGACUGCCACCAACAUGGAGGGACUUUAGGACCCUGGAGGCUUUCCAUGACACCUGCCGCAUGUAGCCGGACAGACACACAUGCACGCACACGCACACGGUUUUUUUUUUUGUUUAGUUUGUAAAGUGAGUUUUUUUUUGUUAAAUU
Messenger RNA from Myripristis murdjan (pinecone soldierfish), 1058 nucleotides. It is a transcript of the gene med27, whose product is annotated as mediator complex subunit 27. Gene Ontology annotation, biological process: regulation of transcription by RNA polymerase II. Gene Ontology annotation, molecular function: transcription coactivator activity. The coding region runs from base 42 to 977 and encodes 311 amino acids. The transcript is spliced from 8 exons. Gene Ontology annotation, cellular component: mediator complex. Lineage: Eukaryota; Metazoa; Chordata; Actinopteri; Holocentriformes; Holocentridae. The record is from RefSeq and is a predicted model, not a curated record.